AUGAAAUCCUGGAGCAGGAGAUUCAAGAGAGAAGAAGAUGGGAGCGUGGACGGGUCCUCCGCCAGCAGCAAGACCCCCGUCAGGGAUCCUUCAGUGCCUGUGUGGGUCACUCACACGCCCACACCGGACAACAUCACAGACGACGGGGACGAGGACUCCACAUCCAGCACUGCAUCUUCUGCUGACAAACAGAACAGAGACAUGAAAGGCAACAUGAAAGACCGGCUGAAAUCCCUCAUCCCCCAGUCAUGGGCCGGCAUCAUCCAUAAAAGGACAAAGGAAAGUGACUCUGAAGCCGGCUCAACCGGGAUCCAGAUCCUUCCCAACGGGACCAGAGUGAGCCCUCCUGUGAGUCCGCUGGUGGAGCGCAGGGCCUGGGAUGGAUCAAUGGGAGGCUCCAGCCACAACUCACACAAGCCGCUGUUAAGGGAAAGUCCUACUGAUGAUCUGUUUUAUCACAGCCUGCAAGAGGAGUCUCUUCUGACCAGCAUCCACCCUGCAGAGUACUACGCAGAGAAGGUGGAGGUCUACAAACAGAAGUACUCCUAUUUGAAGUCGUGGCCAGGGCUGCUCCGGCUUCUGGCUGGACUUCAGCUCCUGUUUGGGGGAAUGGUCUUUGCAUGUGUCAUCGCCUACAUUCAGAAAGACAGCGAGUGGUCCAACACCUACAGACUCUACAACGGCGUGUAUAACAACGGGCUUGGCGUGUCAGGGUACAGCUACAGCGGCCCCAUGACUCCUUUCAUCUUGGCUGUAGCUGGAGUCUCGUGGAUCAUUACCUUUUGUCUCUUGGUGAUGGGGAUGACCAUGUACUACCGCACCAUCCUCCUGGACUCCCUCUGGUGGCCCCUGACGGAGGCCUUCAUUAACGUGGCGCUGUUCCUGCUCUACAUGGCGGCAGGGAUCGUAUACCUGAACGACCUGAACCGCGGAGGGCUGUGCUACAUGACUAUCGGCGUUAACCCCAUCAUGUCCAACCUGUGUCGCGUCGACGGGGGCCAGAUGGCAGGCACGGCUUUCAUCUUCAUCAACAUGACGAUGUAUCUGGCCAGCUUCCUGGUGUGUCUGAAGAUGUGGAGGCAUGAAGCCACGCGGCUGGAGAGGCAGCACUUUGAGAAUCAGUCUCACCAGUCCAUCCCACUGACCUCGAAGAGGACAAAACGCAUAUCAUUCAGAGAUGAACCAGAUAAACCUUUGAAUAGCGAUUACAACAACCAGCCUGCACUCCUGUCUGAGGUCCACAGGAACCCAGUGGGUCUGAACACGGCGUCAGCAUACGUCCCCAAAGUGCACAUCAUCGCCGACUACAUCAUGAAAUAUCCAGAGAUCAGCUGUGUGGAGGAAAGGGAAAAGUACAAAGCUGUCUUCAACGACCAGUAUCAGGAGUACAAAGACCUCCACAGAGACAUCAGCACAACACUGGAGAAGUUCAGAGAGCUGGACGCCAUGAUGGAGCAGCUCCCCAAGGAGGGCAAGAGCCACAAGGAUCAACAAAGGAUUCAAAGCAUUCUGAAAACGUAUCGGCAGAAAAAGAGUGAUCCUGCGUUCCUGGAGAAAAAGGAACGCUACGACUAUCUGAAAGCAAAGUUGAGCUACAUUAAAAACAGAAUCCGCACUUUUGACCAAGAAACCACAUCCAGUGAUCGGACAUGA
Molecule: messenger RNA, 1653 nt
Organism: Stegastes partitus (bicolor damselfish)
Lineage: Eukaryota; Metazoa; Chordata; Actinopteri; Pomacentridae
Gene: marveld2l
Product: MARVEL domain containing 2-like
Exons: 5
Coding region: 1-1653 (550 amino acids)
Biological process (GO): bicellular tight junction assembly
Cellular component (GO): cytoplasmic vesicle; bicellular tight junction; apical plasma membrane
Source: RefSeq, a predicted model, not a curated record